Messenger RNA from Morus notabilis, 2798 nucleotides. RefSeq lists its product as uncharacterized. Lineage: Eukaryota; Viridiplantae; Streptophyta; Magnoliopsida; Rosales; Moraceae. Bases 261 to 2507 code for a protein of 748 amino acids. The transcript has 11 exons. The record is from RefSeq and is a predicted model, not a curated record.
UAUUAAUAUUUUAUUCUCUGCUCAUCAACGCCUUCCAUUUUUCGUCCCUCUCCAAACACCAUCUCACUUUCACGCUCUUUCGAUUCUUCUUCCAUUUGGGUGUUUCUCACUUUCAAUUAGCUCCAGAGACCAGCAGAAUUCUCACAUACUGAUUAUAUUCCGAAAAAGUGAGCAGCUUUGCCUGGUAUUUGAUGUCUCCUGGUUUAGGGAUGGUAUAACUUGACAGUCCCUCCAAACUAUAGUUCAACAUUUGUUGUGUUAUGGCUCGGAAAAGUAAUCAGCAGAAGAACGGGGUUGAUCGCCAUGCGUCAAACCAUAAAAAGCGGAGUUCAGAUUUAGGGGGUGCGCAGCCUGAUAUAAAGGGUCAUGGAAAAGCAAGUGAAGUCAAAGUGUUUCCUGGAGAGGAGGAAAUCCCAAAUGGUAACCAUCCAAGCAGUCCUCUAGGAAGGAGUGCGGGCAAAGCCAAUAAUUCUGGAGAUGAGCAUAAGUGCAAGCAAAAACCGAUGAAGCAAUUUAAGAAAGAUAAGCAAGAGAUGAAUGAAAAUGGUAUAGAUCCUGAGGAGCAGCCAAAGCCUUUGGGAAGUGAUUCGGGAGAGUGUAAUGGAAACAAUGAAGGUCCAAGUGUAGCAGAAGAAAAUGGUUCAACGCCUCAUCACGACCAAGGUCGAAACCAUAGAAAAAGUAGAUUACCUAGCUCGUUGAAUGAACUUCAUAUCCAAAAUUUACUAGAAAGCAUAGAGUUUUCUGAUAAUGUAGUCCUGAGAAACUUGAGGGCAUUGGCAUUAUCCUCCUUCAAGGCAGCUAAUGAAUGGAUGGAGAGGCAAAGACCCUUGUUUAGUACACUAAGAACUAAAAUACAGAAUGCUCGUGUUUAUGCCAAAACAAAGUUUGAGCAGGCAUAUCCCAUUGUUUUGAAAUGGUUAAUCAAUUUUGGGAGUAUAAUGCUUCUGAUACUAAUGGUGUGGUUAGACUGUGCUCUAAGGGGAAUUGAUUCCUUUCUACGAUUGGGGACGGCAUCUUUCUUCUCGGUUAUAUGGUGCAGCGUUUUCUCUGUAAUUGCUAUGGCUGGAAUGUUCAAGUUCAUUGUUGUUUUGUCGUUAGCUGCUCUAAUUGGAGUUUUCGUUGGGUUCACUAUUGGAAUUCUAGUGGUUGCCAUUUCUGGAACCGUUUUCUUGUGGCUGUAUGGAAGCUUUUGGACAACUGUGCUAGUUAUCUUGCUUGGAGGUUUGGCAUUCGCCUUGAGUCGUGAACGCAUUGCACUGUUGAUCACCACUGUGUACUCUGUGUAUUGUGCUUGGACAUAUGCUGGGUGGCUUGGUUUGAUCUUUGCUUUAAACCUAGCUUUCAUCUCGAGCGAUAUUCUGAUAUACUUUCUAAAGAACAAUAUGAAUCAACAGAGAAGACCCAAUGGACCUGCUGAAGAAGCUCCCGGUAUGCAAGGUCAACCAGGUUUCUUCAACAGUGAGAACGUGCAUGCCUCUUCAUUUGAAACUGGCCCAGGAUUUUCUGCGGAUCGUAGUCCUGGAGUACCUUCAACCAGUGGAGCUGAUUCUGAUAUAACUUCUGAAGAUGAAGUUGUUCGGUUGUUAAACUGCAUCGAUCACUAUUCAGUGUUGGGGUUGUCCCGAUACGAUAACGUGGAUGUUUCUUUACUUAAGAGGGAAUAUAGGAAAAAGGCAAUGUUGGUCCAUCCUGAUAAAAAUAUGGGAAAUGAGAAGGCUGUAGAAGCUUUUAAGAAACUUCAGAAUGCAUAUGAGGUUUUACUUGAUUCAGCGAAGCAAAAAGCGUAUGAUGAUGAGUUGAGAAAGGAGGAACUACUAAACAUUUUCCGUAGAUUCAAAAGCACUUCACUAAAGAAUGGGGAGCAUGGUUUCUUUACUCCUGGAAUGGCACACUGUGAGGCUGAUGGUGAUGACCCACUUGGAGAUUCGAGACGAAUAGCCUGCAAGAAGUGCAACAACUUUCAUCUUUGGAUACUCACUAGGAAAUCAAAAAAUCGAGCAAGAUGGUGCCAGGAUUGUAAAGACUUUCAUCAAGCAAAAGAUGGGGAUGGAUGGGUAGAACAAUCUUCCCAGCCCUUCUUUUUUGGAUUAUUGCAAAAGGUGGAUGCUCCAGCUGCAUUUGUUUGUGCGGAUAGCAAGAUAUAUAAUGCUACAGAGUGGUAUAUUUGUCAGGGAAUGAGAUGUCCAGCCAACACUCACAAGCCAAGUUUUCAUGUGAACACUAGUAUAACCUCCAAGCAUAAUACUGGAAAGGGGCCGUCGAGUUCAGGACAAAGAGGUGGCCGAAUUCCAACGUCUGUGGAAGAGUGCAUGACCGAGGAAGAAUUCUUCGAGUGGUUUCAGAAUGCGGUGCAAUCAGGCGUGUUUGACAACACGAAUGCGAGCUCCUCCAACGAAAGCCCAUCAUCAACCAAGGCUGGAAACAGCACGGAGAGCGGUGGUAGCAAUGGCGGCGGCGGGGGUGGCAGCAACAAGAGAAAGAAGAAGGGAAAGAAGCAAUGGUGAAAACCCAUUAUCAUCUCUUCUUGGAACAGUCUCCUGUAUAAGCAUUAGAGAAGCAGACAGAAAAAAAGGUUUAUAUGAACUUCCACAGUGGCCAAUUGUGUUCUUCCAAAAGGGAGGGCUUAGCAGCAAUAAGUUUUUUUUUUUUUUUUUUUUUUUUUUUUUUUUUUUUUUUUUUUUUUUUCUCACUUGAACCCCAAAAUUGUAUUGCCGCGCAGGCAUGAAUGGAAGUCCCCUGCAGCCUGCAAAUAUUGCAGAGUUUGUAUAAAGUUUCAUUAUCAUUCCCUUGGUUCA